Aspergillus pseudonomiae is the source of this 2470-nucleotide messenger RNA. RefSeq names its product alpha-actinin, sarcomeric (f-actin cross linking protein). Gene Ontology annotation, biological process: muscle cell development; actin cytoskeleton organization. The transcript is spliced from 4 exons. The record is from RefSeq and is a predicted model, not a curated record. Gene Ontology annotation, molecular function: calcium ion binding; actin filament binding. NCBI's taxonomy places the organism in Eukaryota, Fungi, Ascomycota, Eurotiomycetes, Eurotiales, Aspergillaceae. Bases 220 to 2157 code for a protein of 645 amino acids. Gene Ontology annotation, cellular component: cell projection; plasma membrane; cortical actin cytoskeleton.
UCCGCUCACUGUGCUUCCAGCCACUAAAACAGGCUGAACACUUGCAUCGUUUACCGCUUUGUUUCCUUUCUGAUUAGUUCCGGCUGAAGAUCCUACCAUUUCCAUUCAAGGAUUACCCCUCUAUCAAACUGUAUCCCUCGUCUGUGUUACUAUUCGGCGCUAUCUCCAGCCUCCCUUCGGACCAGCCCUGAAUGUCCUCAACCAUUACAGCUAUUCACCAUGUUGACGGUUGAAAAGUCAUGGGUCAAUGUUCAGCAGAAAACCUUUACAAAAUGGCUCAAUGAUAAGUUGAAGGUUCGAAGACUCUUCAUCGAAGAUCUAGUAUCUGACCUCUCCAACGGCAUCAUCCUCAUUCACCUUCUCGAAAUCCUCGGUGGCGAGCCCCUCGGUAAAUAUGCCUCGAAUCCCAGAUUGCGCGUGCAAAAAUUUGAAAAUGUCAACAAGAGUCUGGACACUAUCAAGGGGAGGGGAAUUCAGAUGACAAACAUCGGUGCAGAGGACGUCGUGGAUGGCAAUAGGAAGAUCAUCUUAGGGCUAAUAUGGACUCUCAUUCUGAGAUUCACCAUCAGCGAUAUCAAUGAGGAAGGUAUGACCGCAAAGGAGGGUCUAUUGCUGUGGUGUCAAAGGAAAACCGCCUGCUACGAGGAAGUCGAGGUCCGAGACUUUUCCACUAGCUGGAACGAUGGUCUGGCGUUUUGUGCCCUUCUGGAUAUACAUCGCCCUGACUUAAUCGACUUCGACGCGCUUGACAAAAAGGACCACCGUGGGAACAUGAAACUGGCAUUUGAAAUUGCUGCUAACGAAAUCGGCAUCCCCGACCUGCUUGAUGUGGACGAUGUCUGCGAUGUCCCAAGACCUGAUGAGCGCUCUUUGAUGACUUACAUCGCAUAUUGGUUCCAUGCCUUCUCCCAGUUGGAGCGGGUCGAGAAUGCCGGUAGACGAGUCGAAAAGUUCAUCAACAACAUGCAUGGCGCUUGGGAAAUGCAGAACUCGUAUGAAAGAAGAAUGAAGGAACUUCUGCGUCUCAUCAGAGCCCAACGCGAGGAAUGGAAGAACGCUUCUUUCGAAGGAACGUACAAGGAUGCCAAGGACCAGGCUUAUCAAUUUUCCUUGUACAAGAGAAAACAGAAACGGCAAUGGGUAGCUGAAAAAUCCGACCUUGCUGCCCUCUUGGGUAACAUCAAAACCAAGCUCAGCACCUACCGUCUCCGCCCCUAUGACCCCCCGGCAGAGCUAAGUCUUGAAGUUUGCGAUCAAGAAUGGGAAUAUCUAACGCGCGAUGAGCAUGAACGUAGUCAACUCAUUAACGAAACGAUUCGAGAUAUCAAGAACGCCCUCCGUCGUUCCUUCGCGGACAAAGCGAAUGACUUCGCACUAACUUUGAAGACUCUAUCUCUUGCAAUAUCCGGUCUUGAUGGCGAUGUAGAAGACCAGUUAGCCCAUGUUAAGAGACUCAAUGACAACCUUCCUCCCCUUGAUGCGUUUUUAGAUACUAUUGCGGAGAUAGACGAGCAGUGUGUGGAAGCGAACAUUGAAGAGAACGACUACACAACAUAUACACUAGAUGAACUCUCCUACGAGUUGAGCCUAGUCAAGUCGAGCAUCUCCAAGAAGCUAGCCUUCCUUGACAAUCAGCUUGUGGCUCGAAACAUGACGAAUUUGACCCCGAUCCAGUUGGAAGAGUUUGAAUCAGUAUUUAGACAUUUCGAUCGCGACUCCUCAAACACCCUUCAUGAGCUUGAGUUCUCUGCUGCCCUUGCCAGCCUUGGACUCGUAUAUGACGAGGAUGAGAUGCACGAGGUGUACGUUGAGACGUGUGGCCCAGCUAGAUUAGCACAGAACGCCGGAGUUAGCUUCGAACAGUUUAUCCGUUUCAUGGUCAGUGUGACUGAGGAUCAAAACACCGCCGAACAAGUGUUGCAGAGUUUCCGUGAAGUCGCAGAUGGCAAGCCAUAUGUCACUGAACUUGAUCUUCGACACUCCCUUAUUCCCGAUGAAGUUAUUGACCAUCUUGUUCAGACCAUGCCUAGGCAUGAAGUAUUUGACCGGGGUGAAGACCAAAAUGAACCCAAGUACGACUACUAUAGCUUCAUGGAGAAGAUGAUGGAGAGUGGCAACCGUGGACAGAGUAAUGCCGCGUCCAAUGGCGGGGCUUAAUGAGGUUUCGUAUCGCACCAUUGGCGUUUUGUCUUUUCUUUCACAUCCUCUAAUAUUUUGCUAUUGGAAGCUGCUACUGGUGUUCUCUGGAGCUAUAGGGAGGGAUAUGUCUUGAUCGGCGACGACAUGAAAUAUGCAUACCGGACUAGGACGAGACUUUUCUUGGUGUUCUUGCAUCGCAUCCUGGAUUUACUUUGUUUCUACUCCCUCUAUGAUGCCUGUUGGCAAUUGCUCACAUGUACACCACAUUGAUGGGGGCGGAAGUAGUUAUGGAAAUAAACACAGUAUCGAUAACCACAGCUGUAAUGUUAAG